AUGUUGAACGAGUUGAUUACAUGGGUACUUAAUACCUAUCUUGGAAAAUAUUUAGAGGACUUUAACCCGGCACAACUGUCAAUUGCUUUGAUUUCUGGCGAAGUGGAAUUAGAGAAUGUACCAAUACGGAGGGAUGCGUUACGCUCAUUCGGAAUACCAGUUGAAGCUUUAUCAGGAAGUAUUGGAAGGAUCAAAUUGCAAAUACCUGUCAGACAAUUCCGUACAUCGCCUUGGAGUAUUGUUAUCGAGCGUGUUUACGGUGUAUUUGUUCCUAAGGAUCUAAGCGAAUGGGAUAAUGACAAAGAAAAAGAUGCUGAAUAUGCAUAUAAAAUAAGAGUUCUCGACGCGAAAGAGGCAAACUGGAGAGUGGACAAUGGAUGUAACGCAGAGAGCUACUAUUCCUUGUCUUAUUCAAACUGGAUAAACUAUGGUACUUCUCUCGCUACCAAUAUACUUGAGAAUUUAGAACUCACGAUCAAGGAUGUUCAUCUACGAUAUGAAGACACGUUAUCUUUAAAAAAUUCACAUCGCGCUGCCGGAAUACGCAUUAAUACAAUUUCGGCUCAAAGUUGUGAUAGCAGUUGGAUUCCGGGCGCAAAGAAUCCAGACACACAAAAUGUUUCAUUUAAAAUACUGGAAUUAAAAGACUUACAUUUUUAUUGGGAUGUGCUAGAUUCAAGCAAUAUGUGUAGAGAUUUAUCUUCAAAAGAGCUUUUGGAAAAAAUGAACCAAACCUGCAAAAUGGAAGACCACAAUUUUUUAACAAAUCCAAUAAACGCUACACUGAAAUUUAAGAGGGAACGAUGUAAGCAACCGCUUCGGAAUAAAAACCGGCCGAGAAUUUCAUGUGACGUUUUUUUCCACCAAGUUAAUCUUUCAUUAAAUGAUGUUCAGUAUACAGAAAUAGUAGGAUGCUUUCAUGAGCUCCAAAAUAUAUCACACAAAAGGGAAUAUAAGAUUUUGCGACCUUCAAUAUCAGUUUUAAAUGAACCGAAGAGAUGGUGGAAAUAUGCAGCUGAGUGCUAUGGUUACACACUAUGUUCAUCGGAAGAGAAAUUGAAAAUAGCUGGAGAAAACAUAAAAUAUAUGCUCAUUUAUAAGCGAUUGCUCAUAAAUCCGUCGGAAAAUCUUACAAAGGAAGAGAAACAACUCAAAAUCAAUAUAGAAAAAAAUAGGAGCCUCGACACGUUAAAACUUCUUCGAGAUGUAUGUUGCAAUUAUUUAUGCGAUAGAGGAGUGAAUACUCGUCAUCGUAAUAUUGCACAUGGAAAGAAUAUAUUAUAUAACUGGUUUCCGAACUGGCUUGGUUGGUACGGAGUUUCUGAUAACACAAUUUCAGAUGCGCCUAUAGUUAAUAACGACGCAUAUAAGCAUAUAGAAGAUGAUAUACUAAGUGCCAUAAAAGAAUCGAUUGAGAAUGAUACAUUUUCAAAACGAGAUGCAAUUUUCGGAAACUUUACAUUUGCAUUAUCUGAUGUUAAUAUUGCAUUAAAAGCAGCGAAGUCAUCAGGUGAAUCUGUAAUGUUUGACAUGGAGUUGAAGAAUUUAUUUUGUUUUAUAGAAAUUAAACCGAAAUUAACAUCAUAUCGUGUGGGAAUAUCACUUGGAUCGGUGCACUUAAACGACAAAUAUACACCAUCUACUGAGUUUCCGUUUUUAAUAAAACCCCAACAUCAAGAGACCACAAAUACAAAGUCGUUCUACAAUGAAUUUCUUAGUUUAUUUUCCAAACGCGAAGUUUCCCAUUCCAGCGAAGAACCUUGGUUUCAAUUGCAGUAUGAAAGAAGUCCACCGGAACAUCGUUCUGAUUAUCGUCUCAUUAUUAAGUCUAAGAGUUUGGAUGUUGUAUAUAAUGAAAAUGCUUUAAAAUGGAUUGUUUCAUUUUUUGUUCAGCCUAUAACAGACCUCCGAAACGUACGAAAUAUAAUGACGAAAAAAGAAGACAGAGAAGCAUCCCGCUUAAAAUUUUUCAAAAAUUGGAAAAAUGUUUUGGUUGGUCAGAAGGAUAACAGAAAGAAAUGGUCAUUUGAGAUUGACAUUUCAGCACCAAGAAUUAUGUGCGUAGAAAAUUUUCAAGACAAAAAUACAUCUAUAGUACUAAUAGAUUUUGGACGUUUUCAACUAUUUAAAAAUGAACGAUCGCCUACAGACGUUCAAAACGCAGAUGUUGAUGUUAGCGAAAAAGAUAGUGAUGAAGAACUUUUUAUGACUCCUUGCUCAACCCCUCCUGGUUCUAAAACGAGCCUUUCAGAUACACCAAAUUUUAAUACAACAGCUACAAAUGAACAGUUUUCUAGAUUUGUUAUUAAUAAUGAUACCGGGUUGGAAAGCGAACUACAUAGUGAAAUUUAUGACAAAUAUAUUGUUAAUUUAACUGAUUUACAAAUACUUGUAUGCAAAAACAGAGAAUGUGGGUUUGCAUGUGCUAAAAGUUCUUCAAGCUAUCAUUUAUUAGACAAAUUCAAUAUUAAUCUCCAUCUAGAGAGGAGAAUUAUAAUCACAUCAGAUCCUGAGUACCCAUCAUUUACAUUAUUUGGGAACCUUAAUAGAAUCGUAGCGCAUAUUAACGAACAAAAAAUAUCAGAUUGCUUAAAAAUCUUAAAUCCAAUUACAUUCGAUAUAUUUAAUCCAAUGGAAUAUUCGAGUUCAGACGAAACUAAUAUGGAUAAUGAUUCCGAUGCGCUACACAAUGCUAAUACAACAAUAUUUAAAUUUGUCAUAGGACAAAUAAUAUUGGAAAUUCAAUCAAGAGAGAAAAGUAUUGCUGAAAUACAAAUAAUUGGUGCUAAAGCUGGAGUUACAAGAAAAUCAGAUGCAGUAAAUAUUAGUAUGUCGGUGCAUGGGUUUCUAUUAGUCGAUGCAAUUCAGUCGUUUGGACCAGACUUUGAACUUCUAAUUGCUAGCCACAGGCACGUAGAAAUGGAUAGUAUAUCUGGAAGUAUUAAACAGAGUGAACCAUGUUCGCCCAUCUCGCCAGGCUCUCCUGAUCCCAGCGGCCACCAACGUUGUGCUAGUCCCCAUAUUAUAAAUAGAGCAUUAAACGAGUUGCAAACUGGUAAGAAAAGAUUGAAUUCUGAUUUUAACGUGGACAAUGCACUAAUAACAGUAGAUAUAAAUAUUAUUCAUGCUUCGGAAGGACAAGAUACUAUGCAAAUUGCUAAUAUUACAUUUAAUAAUUUAGACGUCAUUGCCAACCAAGAAACUAUUGUUGAACUGCUUGGAUUCGCAAAACGUAUUUUGGAUAAUUACAGGCUUUACAGAAAUGUCAGCACUAGGUAUGAACGCUCCAAUGACACAAUGAUGCAAUACACAAAUCCAAGGUCAAUUGGUAAAUGUAUGUCUGAAGUUAGUUUCGACUUCCAUCGUUUGAAUAUACUUGUACUGAGAAGUACCCGUCUGGAUAGUCUAAAUAUUGGGAGAAAAGUUGGAACCUUAACAAUGAGUGAAGCUAAAAUUCAUGCCACGAUUGGAAAUGAAAUUUGCGUGUCCGGUGCCUUGGGCGGAAUACAAGUUGUGGAUAUUACGCCAGAGGGGUACAACCAUCAACGAAUAUUUUCAGUUGGCAAGGAUCCUUUGACGGAUCCUCCAUCUAUAUAUACAAAUGAUGUCUUGUUUACAUUAACAAACGAAAUGUAUGGCACUGAUUUCGACGACGAUUGUACAUACCUUAAUGCCCUUAGCUUCAAGAUAUCUCAAUCAGAAACAUCGCAAAUCGUAGCGAAGAUUCGAAUGGCAUCGGUGUGGUACACCCAUUGCCCUCGAUUUAUUGAAGAGAUUUAUUUGUGCGUAAAAGAAUUUAAGCAAUAUUUUAAAAAUUUUGUGAGGUCAAUACGAACUAAGGCCAGUCAUAUGGCAAAAGGUCUCGUCAAUCACAUUAGUUCGAACAGCGUUGAAAAAAAAAUUAAUAAAUUUGGAGAGAUUUCGCUUGAUAUCAUUCUCAGUACCCCCGUAUUAGUUUUGCCCAGAUCGUGUAAGAGUCACGAAGUUUUAGUGGCGAAUUUAGGCAGAUUUACCGUGUGUAAUAAACAAGAAAAUUUAGCACAACAUUUAUGUACCUCAUCUACACCAGAACACAGCGAAAAGAUUACUUAUUUCAUUGACGUCAGAAAUAUCAAUUUAUUUUCUUUAAACACUCAGAAAAGGAAGAACGUAGGAGCAAACACCUUACCAAAGGCAAAUGAAAUAUAUUCUUGUCACGAAGAUGCCGUACCAAUCCUACAUGAUACAGCUUUACUUUUCCAAUGUGUGUAUGAAUCAAAACUUUCUUUACCACGAAAUUGUAUGGAAAAUUCACUAUUGGGUGAAUAUGAAUAA
Musca vetustissima is the source of this 4314-nucleotide messenger RNA. Its product is annotated as intermembrane lipid transfer protein Vps13D-like. Gene Ontology annotation, cellular component: extrinsic component of membrane. Lineage: Eukaryota; Metazoa; Arthropoda; Insecta; Diptera; Muscidae. The transcript has 11 exons. The coding region runs from base 1 to 4314 and encodes 1437 amino acids. Gene Ontology annotation, biological process: mitochondrion organization; protein targeting to vacuole; protein retention in Golgi apparatus. The record is from RefSeq and is a predicted model, not a curated record.